UCAUUAUAUUGUUCAGACCUGAUUUAUACCGACAGCUGUCCACCCUGAUGAGACGCUAACUUUGGCUAAAGGUCAGCUAAAGGCUACGCUGCUCUCUGACUAGCAUUGCGACAGCUAGCUUCGGUUACAUAACGGUACCGUUAUCUCAGCAGUUAGCAUGCCGUAGUAAACGGCUCCCUCUGUGAGGUGGAGGGAGCCAUUAUGGUAACGAUCCGUUAGGAAGCACCGGCUCGACCAGCAGCGGAAUAUCCAGUCCUCUGACUUAACACGGGGAAACUCUGGACAAUCAUGGCCUCCACGCCUCCACACAACUUCUCCUGGGUCGAUCCAAACAAAGUGGCCGGUCUGGCCCUACCCAGGAUGCCAUGUGAAUACCGCUACCUGCUGGACAACGGCAUCAAACACCUGGUUUGCCUGUGUGAGAGAAAACCACCUCACCAUGACACGUGCCCAGAGUUGAAGCUGCACCACAUCAAGAUAGCGGACUUCACGUCUCCUUCACCGAGUCAGAUCGAAAGAUUUCUCUCCAUCGUGGAGCAGGCCAACGCCAAGGGGGAGGGUGUGGGAGUUCACUGCAUGCAUGGACAUGGCAGAACAGGUACCAUGCUGGCCUGCUACCUGGUGAAGACGAGGAAGCUAUCCGGCAUAGACGCCAUCAAUGAGAUCCGCAGACUGCGACAGGGCUCGAUCGAAACUCACGAACAAGAGAAAGCUGUGGUGCAGUUUUAUCAGCGCACAAAGUAGCUUUCACACAGGUAACUGUUCUGCUUCUGAGAGGAGGCAGAGGUAGCACAAGUUUUACAGUUGAUAAGCUUAAAACCGCAAUCAUAUUGCCAAAUGAACUCUUUAUUAUCUAGAAUUUACAAUACUACACACUACGACUACAUUGAAUACAUCCUCACACUGUCAUUAACAUGGUACUGUAUACUGUCCUUUUGCUAUCACAUCAUUACUUCUGUUUAUGUGAACAUGUUGCUCCUUUGAAGUUUGUGUUUACAAGGCUUUAACCUUUAUUUAAGCACUGGACGCCAGAGAGAAGAGACGCUGACGCUCCUUGAAUGUGAGCUUCUCAGGAGCCGACGCUCUCUUGAUUUUCUCCUCCUGGCUUCUGUAAAUAAACACUGAUAUUAGCAGGAAUACUUGAAUAGUACUAAUGGAAUUCAUGUGUGGGGUCAUAAACAGUAGCUUGUGCUGUUUUAAAACUAUAUUUAUAGAGUGUAUUUUACUCAGGGAUCUCUUUCAUACACUUUGAAAGUUUUUGGAAGAAUAAAUUGCUGUUAUGUCUCACUGUUUUAAAAGCAAACUUAAUUCAGAGGCUUGUGGUGACAGUACACAACUGUGUACAGAUAUGUCUGUGUCAUUAAAGGAAUACUUCACCCGCACAAUGACCAUUUGCAUAUCAGUUACUCACCUUUUGCUACCAUGAAUUCGUGAAGAAAAACAAGUAUGCCCGAUACUUCCCAAAUGCAUUCAUUUUCACUGAAACAUGAUUUAAAGCACCUCUGCCUACUAGCAGCACGCCCUGAGUGUGCCUGAGCAUGCUACUCUGCCUUUCAUGAGACAUUUUGUACUGAAGUGUUUAAAUCCUGUUUAAGGCCAGUUGCAUGUGUUUGGGAAGUCCUGAGCAUACGACUGGAUAAAUGAGGCUUGGAUUAUAUUGCACAAGUUGUGUGAGAGUUUCGAUAUACUUCUGCAGUUAUUAAACGUGGUCUCCAUUUACUUCAAUGUUUGCCUAUUUUGGAUUCUUCGUUCAUCGUAGAGGAAUGUGAGAAAAAAAAGUUUUCUUCACAUAUUCAAGGAAAUAGUGAAAUAUUGUUACAGAAAUGGUAAUUUUCCAUCCAUCCAUUUUUAUCUGCUUAGGGGCUGGGUCACAGGGGCAGCAGGCUGAGCAAAGUACCCCAGACGUCCCUCUCCCCAGCAACGCUUUCCUGAUGGGAUAUGUAGUCCCUCCAGCGUGUUCUGGGUCUGCCCGGGGCCUCCUACCAGUGGGAUGUGCCUGGAACACCUCUAACAGGAGGCGCCCAGGAGGAUCCUGAUCAGAUGCCCAAAACCACCUUAACUGACCCCUUUCAACGUGAAGGAGCAGCGGCUCUACUCAGAGCUCCCUCCGCAUGUCCGAGCUCCUCACCCUAUCUCUAGGGCUGAGCCCAGACACCCCACGGAGGAAACUCAUUUUGGCCGCUUUAUAUCUGCGAUCUCAUUCUUUCGGUCACUACCCAGAGCUCAUGAUCAUAGGUAAGGGUUGGGACGUAGAUGGACCAGUAAAUCAAAAGCUUUGCCCUCUGGCUCAGCUCCCUCUUCACCAUGACGGUCGGGCACAGGGCCUGCAUCACUGCAGAGGCCGCACCAAACCACUGAUCCAUCUCAUUCUCCACUCUACUCUCACUCGUGAACACGACCCUGAGAUACUUGAACUCCUUUUCUUGAGGCAGUAACUCUCUCCCAACAUGGAGCUCACCAGCGAGCAUCUGGUGGCUGGGACUUGGGCCAUGGGGCCCGGGUGGGCUCAGCCCAAACAGAUAACAAAGAACCGUCGCCCUGUGGGCUCAACACCCACAGGGUUAGGAUUCAGGGUCUGAUGCAUUGGGUGCUGGGCGGUAGGCAGAGGCCAGGCCCUCAGUGUACUGAUCCCUGGCAUCGUGGAAUGGUCAUUUUGCGGGUGAAAUACUCCUUUAAGUCAUCAUUAGUAGAAAUGCUACAUAAGCUGUUAGAUUUGACAGGAUUUAAAUAUUUUCAAGGUCCAGUGUGUAGGAUUCAGUGGCAUCUAACACUGAGAACUACGGUGGUUAAUCCUAUCCAGAACCAGUGUCUGGUUUGUCUGUUCUGGGCUACCGUAGAAACAACAUGGCGGACUCCAGUAAGAGGACCAGCUUCAUAUGUAGAUAUAAAUGAGUCACUCUAAGAUAACAAAAAACAAAACAAAUGAUCCUCAGUUUCUGGUGAUUAGAAGUGAAUGAAAAUAUAGUUAUAAAUAUUAUACACCAUUUCUGCUAAUAGAAGCCUCUGAAUCCUACAAACUGGACCUUUAAGUCAUCAUGAGUAGAAAUGCUACAUUAAUAGCUGCUUGUUAGAUUUGACUAAAUUUUAAACUCACUCUUUUGCUGCCAUGUUGUUAAAGUCCUGACUCCGUCCGCUUCCUCUUUGAUCUGCCAAAAACAUGGGAAUGUUGCAAUGUACAAUAAAAUGAAUAAUAUGUUUGAUGAGCACAGACUCUUGUGAAUAAACUAAUAACAAAUUA
Molecule: messenger RNA, 3238 nt
Organism: Epinephelus fuscoguttatus (brown-marbled grouper)
Lineage: Eukaryota; Metazoa; Chordata; Actinopteri; Perciformes; Serranidae
Gene: dusp23b
Product: dual specificity phosphatase 23b
Exons: 3
Coding region: 289-744 (151 amino acids)
Biological process (GO): protein dephosphorylation; cilium assembly
Molecular function (GO): protein tyrosine/serine/threonine phosphatase activity
Source: RefSeq, a predicted model, not a curated record